Molecule: messenger RNA, 1899 nt
Organism: Gamsiella multidivaricata
Lineage: Eukaryota; Fungi; Mortierellomycota; Mortierellomycetes; Mortierellales; Mortierellaceae
Exons: 1
Coding region: 82-1755 (557 amino acids)
Source: RefSeq, a predicted model, not a curated record
GUGUCUCUUUCUCUCGUCUUUUAUUUCACGUCCAUCCUUUCUCUUCUCGCCACUUCUAGCCCUUUCGAUCCACUGAACAACAUGCCCAAGUUGCCACCGACCGUCCCAGACCGUGCUCAAGCAGCUAAUCGGAUGAUUCUACGUCCUAGGAGGACCAAGAGCGGCAACAGCGUUGACACUGCUCCAAAGGUGUUCCAAGACACUGUCUUCUCGAUCCCAGAGCUUGUUCACUUAAUCACCGACCAUCUGAUAAAACGCGAUCUCGCGGUUCUCAUCCGUGUCAACCGUGCCUGGAAUAGCAUUUGGAUUCCUUAUCUCUACAAAAGUCUAUCCUUUUCCCAUUCCGACCGAACCGACGUCUAUCCAACGAUCUGCAAAUACGGAGACCAUGUCAUGACCCUCUGUCUCACGUUUACAACAUGGGCCAGCACCCAGCACUUUCUAUACUUUACAAACAACCUGCAAUCGCUCACGCUCCGAUUCCAGAUCUUGUGCACUUCAUAUCUCGAGCAGAUCACGGAGACGGUGCCACAGCUUCGAGCCUUACAUAUCACCCUGGAACAACCCGUAGUACAGCCGUUGGACUGUCAGAUGACCCCUGUAGCGACUCUUAAGAAUCUGAAGGACUUUUCCUGGUGCGUCAAUACCAACGUCCGCAUCGACGAUAUUCUUUUGGUGCUCAGAAAUUGCCGUCAGCUCAGGUCGUUGAUUCUGGAAAGGGUCGCCAUAGUAGAGGAGCUUAAGAACGCCCACCAUGAGCAGGAACCAGAUGAGAAGAAGGAGCGCACUGGGUUGAGCAAGGUGGAUGAUGAAGGUUGGGUGAACACAUCGCUUCGGUCGUUGAACUUGACUGUGAGAUGGCACCCUGAGGAUUCGAGCACUACGCAUCCUCACUUUCGUCGUCUUUUUCAGCACCUUCCCAACCUCGAAUGCAUUAAACUCGACUGGAAGAGCAAUGUCAUCGCUCUGGACUGGAGAGAUAUCUUCGAGGAUCGAGCCACCCUGCAGAGAACCAUGCCAGAAUCUCAUAUUACGACCAUCGAUCUCGACCAUUGCACUGGAAGCAGCGUCAGGAAUGACACCUCAGUGAUGGGUGUGGUGAUGGCAGUGGUGCAUGAAGACCAGGCUCUCACACAACCGACACGUAUGCCUCGAUCAGUCCACGUAUCGCCAGGAAUAUCACAGAGUCUGGUUGCCUUCGACAUUGAAGGGUGUUUGGGAUUCAACAGCAUCAAUGCUUCUAUACUUCUGGAGAACUGCACGGCGUUGCGCAGAUUGAACCUGUUAGGCACGAUGGCCGGGACAAUCGAACUCUUCAAGGGGAGUAAACCGUGGCCAUGCGCCAACAUGCUCGAGAAUCUGAGUAUGGAUAUCCAACCACUCGAUUAUCAACCUCCGCCGUUUAUGGAACCCUGGCCUCCACUCAGGCUGUACACGUCUGGGGAAAUGCAGUCAAUUUGGGGACGGCUGUGUUCGUUCACGUCCCUAGUUGGUCUAAAGCUCGGGGGCGAAGCAUUAACGUUUGAUAUGAUCCAGGACUUUACGUUUGCGCCAAACCUUCGAGUAGUGAACCUAGAGUUCCCAAUGACCGCGGACAACAUGGCUACACUUCGAGAGGUAGCUCUCGUGUACGGCCAGGCCCUGUUCCCGAACUGGAUUGUGUCGUCUGAUAUCACUUAUCUCUCCUUUCGUCCAGCCGUCGCGGUUACAGCUCAUUUCGAUAAAACGAGUUAUAUGUUCGAAUGGCCAAGAUGAGCCCUAGAUUGAGAAGUCGUGCUACAUCCAUCUAAGCGGGUCAUCAAACUGAGAAAUUCAACCGGCCGAGCUUAAUAAGUCGAAGACUCGAUAGUAUAUCUAACCUAGCUUAGAAUAAGAAUCAGACGAUCCUUUGCAAUCCAG